Sporothrix schenckii 1099-18 is the source of this 2346-nucleotide messenger RNA. RefSeq lists its product as uncharacterized. NCBI's taxonomy places the organism in Eukaryota, Fungi, Ascomycota, Sordariomycetes, Ophiostomatales, Ophiostomataceae. Gene Ontology annotation, biological process: positive regulation of transcription by RNA polymerase II. Gene Ontology annotation, cellular component: nucleus. The transcript has 2 exons. Gene Ontology annotation, molecular function: transcription cis-regulatory region binding; zinc ion binding; DNA-binding transcription factor activity, RNA polymerase II-specific. The record is from RefSeq and is a predicted model, not a curated record. Bases 1 to 2346 code for a protein of 781 amino acids.
AUGCCGCGAAAGACAACAGGCUGCUGGACCUGCCGCGCGCGCAAGAAAAAGUGCGAUGACGGCCAGCCCUCGUGCGAUGCCUGCGCCAUGCGGUCCAUCACAUGCUACGGCUACGGCGCGAAGCCUGCCUGGAUGGACGGCGGCGACGAGGAGAAGGAGAUGCUGCGCACCAUGAAGCAGCGCGCCAAGGAGAGCUACAGCCAGCGGCGACGGGCCCGCGCCAUGCGCAGCGCGGGCCACGAGGCCAUCCCGGCCAUGACUGCGUCGACGUCGACAGCGUCGCCCGGAGGCAUAAAGAGCGAGGGCAGCGACAGCCCGGCGACGUUGACGACGACGACACUCAGCGGCGGCAGUAGUCGAGACCAGCAACUACAGCAGCAGCAGCCUCAUCUUGCCCACGAAGGUCAACUUCAAGAUCUGGAUCACGAUGCAUAUCGAGAUCAAGAUCAACAUCAACACCAACUGCAUCAACCGGAUGGCCAACACGAUAUGCAGCUGGACGACCAAUCGCCGCCGAAUAAUGACGCCCAACGCAACUACCCGCAUGUCCCCCAUGGCCCCCACGUCCUUCACGAUCAUUACGACAGUCACAACAAUCCCGACCGCCAUGGUCUGCAUGCCUUUGCACACAACACCCGCAAUCACCCGGAGCCUAUGGAGCCUCACAUGUCCUACACUGCCCAUCCAUCCUCUUAUACCUCGCAUCCGCAGCACCAACCGCUGCCUCCGCAACAUCUCUGCGGUCUCCUCCAGUACGAGGACACACCAUUGCCUGCCAUCCAGGAGCCCACCAAAACACUGCCAUACCAGCGGCCCCGAUCACGGUCGCCACCUCCACCUCCACCUCCGCCUCCACCUCCGGUGCCCCGCCCGACCGGUCGCUCCGGCUCCGACUUCCCCUACAGCGAGAAGGAGCUGUCGCAUCUCAUGUACUACUUUGACCACGUCUUCCCACGGCUGUGUCCGUUCUUCACCUAUUCGGCCGGCGACAAGGGCCGCGGCUGGCUGCUGAGCCUGUUUCUGCGCACGAAGCCGCUGUGUGCAGCGGCCAUCUGCAUCAGCGCGUGCGACCAGGCGCAGUUUGUGCUGGGCCCGCUCAGCGACAUCCCCGAGCGCACGAACCAUGACCUGGAGAUGCAGCACAUUGAAAUCGUCGUCGACCUGCGCAACCAUCUCGCGCAGCUGUCCCAGCAGACCGGCGCCAGCCGCAUGGCCGUGGCCGUCGAGGCUCUGGCGUGCGUGAUGCACUUGAUUUUAUUCGAGCUCUGGAUCCCACGGCACGGCGAAGUCAACGACUGGGUCAUGCAUCUGGACGCGGCGGCCGCGUUGCUGUCGUCCGUUGACUUGACCAUGGUCAAUGGCAGCAGCAUCGCCUCUGACUCGCCCAUGUCCAUGUCCAUGACCAUGUCGACGCCAUCCGACAACAGCGGCGGCGGCGGCAUCAGCAGCAGCAGCGCGGCCCACAACAACGGCGACUCCAUCGAGUCGUUCUUCCCUGUCGAGUUCCUGUCGGACGGUGAGUUGUCGGCGUUCAAGUUCUUCCUGACGCAGUACACAUACGGCUUUGUUGCGUCGGCCGUCGGGCACGAGCUGACGCCUCGGUCCGUCGAGUCGAUUCAGCGCACGCAUGCCAUUUUCCACAGCAACCAGUCCAAGAUCCGCGACAUGUUCGGCCUCGAGGACUGGGUCUUGACGACGAUGCUGGACGUGGCCGUGCUCAAGGCCUGGAAGCAGCGCGAGCGCAGCGCCGGCACGCUCAGCCUGCGCGAGCUGACCCGCCGCGCCGACGUGCUCGAGGCGCGCAUCAGCCAGGGACUGGCGCACAUGGCCGCGUCGGGGACGGCGGCCGCCAUCCUGGCGUUGUCGGCCGAGGCGGCCAGUUCGCCGCUGGCAUCGUCGUCGCCGACCUCGGACGGCGCGCGUCGGCCGACGCGGCUGACGCGCGAUGAACGGUCCUACAUGGUCACAUCGGCCUUCCUCCAUGCCACCCUCUUGUUUCUACACAUUGUCGUGUCCGGCUUUUACCCGAACCUGCCCGAGAUCCGCCGCGCCGUGCUCCAGACCAUCGAGGCCCUCGAGUUUAUGCGGGCCAACUGCGACAACAACAUCCCCUCGUGGCCCUACUGCGUCGCGGGCUGCCUCGCUCUCGAGUCCGAAUAUCCACGCAUCCGCGCGCUGUAUCCGGUGCCGAAAAAGGGCCAUCACCCGCUGGUGCUGACCCAGUGGACGCUGGCCAUCAUUGAGCGGUGCUGGCAACUGCGCGCGGCGCAGGCCAACCAGACGGAGGAGACGGUGGACUGGGUCACGGCGAUGAACGAUUUGGGCACACGGCUGCUUCUUGUGUGA